AUGGAACCAGGGAAUAAUACACAAAUUUCAGGAUUUCUUCUAUUAGGAUUUUCAGAGGAACCCAGACUGCAGCCCCUCAUAUUUGGGCUUUUUCUCUCUAUGUACCUGAUCACAGUGUUUGGAAACCUGCUCAUCAUCCUGGCUACCAUCACAGAUUCCCACUUGCACACCCCUAUGUACUUCUUCCUCUCCAACCUGUCCUUUGUAGACAUCUGUCUCACCUCCACUAUUGUCCCAAAGAUGCUGGUGAACCUCCAGACACAGAGCAAGGUCAUCAGCUAUGCAGGCUGCAUAACCCAGAUGAACUUUUUCAACCUCUUUGUAGUGUUGGAUGACUGUCUCCUGACUGUGAUGGCCUAUGACCGAUAUGUUGCCAUCUGUCACCCUCUGCACUACACCAUCAUGAUGCACUUUUGGCUCUGUGUGUUGCUGGUUCUGGCAUCCUGGAUCCUGAGUGUCCUGAAUUCCUUGUUACAAAGUUUAAUGGUGUGGCAGCUGUCCUUCUGUACACAGGUAGAAAUACCCCACUUUUUCUGUGAAAUUAAUCAAGUGGUCCACCUUGCCUGUUCUGACACUUUUAUUAAUGACAUAAUGAUGUAUUUUGUAGCUGGGCUGCUUGGUGGUGGUCCUCUCACUGGGAUCCUUUACUCUUACUCUAAGAUAGUAUCCUCCAUACGUGCAAUCUCAUCAUCUCAGGGAAAGUAUAAAGCAUUUUCCACCUGUGCCUCUCACCUCUUGGUUGUCUCCUUAUUUUAUUGUACAAGCCUAGGUGUGUAUCUUAGUGCUAGUGCUCACAGCUCACACUCAAGUGCAACAGCCUCGGUGAUGUACACUGUGGUCACACCCAUGUUGAACCCUUUCAUCUACAGUCUGAGAAACAAAGAUAUAAAGAGAGCCCUGAAAAUAUCCCUCAGAUGGAAUAAAUUAAAAAGGGCCAUUUUUUAA
This is a messenger RNA of Tupaia belangeri chinensis (Chinese tree shrew), 945 nucleotides long. Its product is annotated as olfactory receptor 7A17. Gene Ontology annotation, cellular component: membrane. Lineage: Eukaryota; Metazoa; Chordata; Mammalia; Scandentia; Tupaiidae. Bases 1 to 945 code for a protein of 314 amino acids. Gene Ontology annotation, biological process: G protein-coupled receptor signaling pathway. The record is from RefSeq and is a predicted model, not a curated record. The transcript has a single exon. Gene Ontology annotation, molecular function: G protein-coupled receptor activity; olfactory receptor activity.